AUGCUGGCACGUCGUCCUGCAACAGCCAGCGAAGUCGUCUCAAGCAGCCUAAACAACGAAGCGCCCCAGCAACUGCCAACACGCAACCAGGAAGAAGAACAAGGACGCGAAACCGCGCGAGAUUACCACGACGAGGAAGACGAGAAGCGUCGCGGUUUAUCCAGCAGUCGGACGUCGUCUUCGUCUCGAUCUUCUUUGCAGGUGAAGAAGGACAAGAACCGAGACUUUAUUAGAGAACUGGAAGAGAAGAAACGUAGAGAAAAACAAGAUCGCGCGCGACAGGAGACACGCAAAAAGAAACUUCAUGAAAAAAUGACGCGCAAACUCCUGGACGGAGCCGACGCUCGACAGAAACAAGCUGCGUUGUCUCCCGAGGUGGGCGAUCUCACUAGCGCAAUUAAGCGGCAACAAGAGCCUCAAGACGAGGAUCAAGACGACGCUGCAGAGGCCGAACGACGCAAGGAAAAGGCGAAGCGUCAGAGACGUUUACUCAAGAGGCAACAGGCGCAUCUAGCUCGACUUCAAGCCAAGCAGCGCGAAGACCAAGCGCAGCAGGAAGUGGAGAAGGAACGCGAAGAACGCAAGCGUGAGAAGGUGACGCAGACGGUUCUGCACAAGAUCCAACACUCCGUCACUCGAGCAGAGGAACACGACGCGAUGGAGACGAAAAGCGACGCUGAUGGGCCGAAGGAAGCGCCGACGAGUAGUGAAAUCGUCGUCGAGGAGCAAACGGAAGCGCAGAAACAACGGGCGAAAGAGCAGCGCGACGCGCUUCACCGAAAGCAGCAGAGAUACCUCCAGCAACUGGCCGAUCAACGCAAACAAAAGGAGAAAGAGGACGACGAUGCGCGGAUCUUGCAGGAGAAACGCAAGCGGAGGAUCCAAAAGGAGGCUCAGCAGCGGUUGCAAGAAGCGGCAGCGAAGCAACAAGCCCUGGCCGAAGUGAGAGAGAAGGAAGAAGCAGAGGCGGCAGCUGCAGCGGCCGAGAAAGCGGCGAACGCGGGCCCGCCGGUGGACGUGGAGGCGAUGGUCGCUCGACUGAGUAAACUGAAGGACCGCGACGCUCAAAUUAUCCCCGAAGCGCGAGAUUUGGCGUCCUGGAAGAAACGUCACGGCGUCGCGCCUGACCAAAAAGUCUUCUGUAUGACUGGGUGGUAUCCAGUGAUAAAGGAAGAACUGGAGAAGCGUGGGUGGUUCUACAACCAGGAUCGGGCGUCGCCGUAUUUCGACUUCAAGUGGACUCUAAAGAGCGAGGAGUUGAGGGGGAUGAAACUCGAGAAACACCAGUACGUGAACCAUUUCACCCAAAACGCAGCCAUCACGACGAAAGUGGGACUUAUUCACAACUUGCGAAGUGCCGUGUGGCAUCACAGCGUGGAUAUCGAUGGGUUCUUCCCUCGUGCGUAUGACCUGAACGACCACAUGGACAUGGAUACAUUCGUUCAGGACUUUCGUUACGGUGUGGCCGAAGGACUCCUGAAACAGUUAGCGAGACGAGGCUUGCAACUUGAGAAUAAGCUGCCAGGAGCUGCGUCGAUGGGAGCAAACGAAGCGUUAGUCGAUGUGGUUCUGGACAUAGCGAGGAAGAAGAUCAAGAGCAAACGACCCGAGUGCAACCAUUUCGAGUCCAUAGGUCAUGUCGAUCCUCUUGAGGAGAGCGUAGAUAACCCGCUGUCGACAGGUGUGGACGAGUUGGUGACAGAUCUGCAAUGGGAAGUGCUGACGAAUUGCUCAUUGGACAAACCGGGUCAGCUUCGGGCCUCAUUAGUGUACAAGAAGAAGGUCUACGCAGAAGACAGAGAUGCAGCUACCGAAGGGAACAGCGGUGACACAGUGGUGUCGGCAAGAGAAAAGAGACUGCUACGAUACGCGGAGAAGAAGCACGUGGACGCAUUCAAUCGGGAGAAAGCUCGGCUCAGCGAUCUCAUAGCGCACGUGUCACUUGUACGCGAUGGGGCUUUUCACGAAGCAAUCCGACUGGCGCAGGUGCUGGAGAAAUUGUGUCCUCAGUUCUAUAUCAACGGUGGGGCGGAGUUCAUGCUGUCGGAGCCUCAUCCUGCCGCUAGUACGAGUACCGGCCAGAAUGUGUGGAUUGUCAAGCCCGCAGGAAUGUCAAGAGGACGUGGCAUCCGCGUCUUCAACGACCUGGACCAGCUGCUGGAAUGCGUCGAUGUGGACAACCACAAAGAGUGUCAAUGGGUGGCGCAGAAGUACAUCGAGAACCCGUUGCUGCUGUGUAAACGCAAGUUCGAUAUUCGACAGUGGGUGCUCGUCACGGGAUGGGACCCGCUCACUGUUUGGCUCAAUGAAGACUGCUAUCUACGCUUCUCGUCAGCGGAAUACUCGAUGGACAACCUGGACGACCAGUACGUACACUUGACCAACAACUCGAUCCAGAAAUACAGCGACAGAUUCAACGACGUGUACACGACGGACGAUGGCGAGAUGCAGGUGGAGGGCAAUAUGUGGCACUCGGACGACUUUAAGAAGUUCUUGUCGACGAAGUUGGGGAAACCCGAGAUCUGGGACUCGCACAUGCACCCACGCAUGAAGGAGAUCGUCGUACAGUCGCUGCAGUGCGUGCAAGACAUGGUCAACCAUCGCAACAACAGCUGCGAGCUGUACGGAUACGACUUCAUGGUGGACGAGAAUCUGACGCCGUGGCUGAUCGAGGUCAACAGCUCGCCGGCCUGCGACUACAGCACGCCUAUCGCUCAGCGCUACGUGGAGUCUGGCUUAUCCAGUAUCAUCAAAGUGGUGGUCGACCAUCGAGAGUACGAACAGAAAAAGCGGAGUGGCGAUGCUGCUGGGCUGGAGGAGCCAGACACGGGCUGCUGGCAACGUAUUCACAAGGCCGAGCUCGUUGGCAAACCCAUGUCGCUGCAUGCGGUGGAUUUCCAAGUGAAGGGUGCGAAGAUGCAGCGCCGUCGUCGAAGUGCCAAGCUGUACGGAAGUAAAUCUAGCACAAAAAAAUCUGCAGACGCCAUCUCGGAGGGUGGCGACGCAGACAGCGAUGUGGACGCGGCUGUGACGGGGGCUGUUCGGGAAGAGGAAGAUCUCGACGGAGACGACGAGGAUGUGGCUCAAGAGAAAGAAGAAAGUGUCGGUCAAGAGGAAGAAAACUCGCGAUCAGAGGGCAAUGUGGACAAUGCUCGGGGCGAACUCAAGACACAAGAGGCCAGGGAGACACUGGCGGACGAUAUUGACCCGCUAUUGUAG
This is a messenger RNA of Phytophthora infestans T30-4, 3219 nucleotides long. Its product is annotated as tubulin-tyrosine ligase family, putative. The record is from RefSeq and is a predicted model, not a curated record. The transcript is spliced from 2 exons. Gene Ontology annotation, molecular function: protein-glycine ligase activity, initiating. The coding region runs from base 1 to 3219 and encodes 1072 amino acids. Lineage: Eukaryota; Oomycota; Peronosporomycetes; Peronosporales; Peronosporaceae. Gene Ontology annotation, biological process: protein polyglycylation.